UGUGUUUUCUGACCAGCCGCAGGUGGCCUACAUUCAGCAGGAUGGUACUACGCAACAGCUGACGGUGUUGUUGCCCAGUGGCCAGAACAUGAACGCUGCCAACCUUCAUGUCCUCAGUAACGUGGCCGAGGCCCCUCAGGUCCUCCUGGAGCCAGUCACACAGGGUCAGCUGUCCAGUUCCCUCCCCUCCAUGGCUGGGAUGGUUGACCCCUCCUCCAGCCCCCUGGGGGCCACAUCCACUGAGGACUCUGACGAAGAGGAUGAUGACGAAGAUGACUCGGACCUAGAUGACUGGGAGCCUAGCGCGCCACAGGCCUUCACACCACACAACCUCUGGUGUGAGGAAUGUAACAUGUCCAACCCAUCGGUGUGUAUGAAGCACGGUGCCCUUCACCCCAUCCCUAACCGUCCAGUGGUGUCCCGGGCGCGGGCCAGCCUCCCCCUCGUUCUCUACAUAGACCGCUUCCGGGGAGUCUUCUCCAAGAGACGGAUCCCCAAGAGGACCCAGUUCGGCCCCGUGGAGGGACCCCUGGUCAGACAGGGACAACUUCACGACCACUACAUCCACCUCAAGCUGUGCAUGCUGGAUGCAGACAAGGACAUGGAGAAGUCUGAUGACAUGUGGGUGGACCUGUCCGACGAGGACAUCUGUAAUUGGCUGAUGUUUGUUCGUCCCGCCCAGAACCACCUGGAACAGAACCUGGUAGCCUAUCAGUACGGCUCUGAAAUCUUCUACACAACCAUCAAGAACAUCCAGCCCAAACAGGAACUGAAGGUGUGGUACGCGGCAUCCUAUGCCGAGUUUGUCAAUCAGAAGAUCCACGAUGUCACGGAUGAGGAGAGGAAAGUGUUACGCGAGCAGGAGAAGAAUUGGCCGUGUUAUGAGUGUAACAGACGCUUCAUGAGUUCAGAACAGCUACAGCAGCACCUCAACAUGCACGAUGACAAGCUGGACUACGUCACCAGACCGAAGGGGCGUGCUCGUGGGCGUGGCAGGAAGAGGUUUGGGACAGGAAGGAGACCGGGCCGCCCCCCUAAAUUCAUCCGGUUGGACCCUUCGAUCGCCACGGCAGGGGACAAGACACCGAAUGCGGCCCUUCAGCACCUGUUCAUCAGGAAAUCGCUCCGGCCCUUUAAGUGUACCCACUGUGGAAAAGCCUUCAGAGAUCAGGACAAGCUAGAGAACCACCUAAGAGUCCACGGCCGUGACGCCUACCUCUCGUGUCAUCACUGCAAUAAGGGUUUCCUGUCCCACGGUGCGUUGGAGGACCAUCUUCUUCUUCACUCAGAACACCGGACCUACUCCUGUCUGUUCUGCACCGACACCUUUGAUCGUUUGGACCUGCUGAAAGAGCAUGUGGGCGGGCAUGCUGUGAACGGGCGCUUCACAUGCCCUUCCUGCAAGAAGGUCUUCACAGACUUCAUACAGGUGAAGAAGCAUGUUCGUAGCUUCCACUCUGAGAAGAUCUUUCAGUGUUCAGACUGUGACAAGGCGUUCUGCAGACCUGACAAGCUACGGCUCCACAUGUUGCGGCACAGCGACCGCAAAGACUUCCUCUGCUCCACCUGUGGAAAGCAGUUUAAGCGUAAGGAUAAACUGAGAGAGCACAUGCAGCGGAUGCACAACCCAGAGCGUGAGGCUAAGAAGGCUGACCGUAUCCAUCGCUCCAAGGCCCUGAAGCAGAAGGUUCCCACCACAGACUUGGAGAGCUUCAUGUUUAAAUGUCGCAUGUGUAUGAUGGGUUUUAGACGUCGAGGUAUGCUGGUGAACCAUCUAUCUAAGCGUCACCCUGAGAUGCGUAUAGAGGAAGUUCCUGAGCUCACGCUGCCCAUCAUCAAACCCAACAGAGACUACUUCUGCCAGUACUGUGACAAGGUGUAUAAGUCGGCCAGUAAGCGAAAGGCUCACAUACUGAAGAACCACCCUGGGGCGGAGCUACCCCCCAGCAUCAGGAAGCUCCGCCCAGCCGUUCCCGGGGAACCCGACCCCAUGCUGAGCACGCACACGCAGCUGACCGGAACCAUCGCCACCGCUCCCGUUUGCUGCCCGCAUUGUGCCAAGCAGUACAGUAGCAAGACUAAGAUGGUGCAGCACAUCCGUAAGAAGCACCCAGAGUACGCCCAGCUAGCCAACACCAUCCAGGCUCCCCUCACCACUGCAGUCAUCUGCUCUGCCCCUGCUGUCAUCACCACUGACGGUACCACUUCUGAGGCUGUGGUGACGACAGACCUGCUGACCCAGGCGAUGACGGAGUUGUCCCAGACCCUCACCACAGACUACCGCGCUGGGGAUUACCAGAGGAUUCAAUAUAUACCAGUCAGCCAAUCAGGAGGAGGGAUCAACCAGCCUCAACACAUACAGUUACAGGUGGUCCAAGUUCAGGCGGGCUCUCCCCACUCCCAGCAUUCCACCGUGGAUGUUUCCCAGCUCCAUGAUCCCCAUGGUUACAGCCAACACUCCAUACAGGUGCAACACAUACAGGUGUCAGAGGCAGGACAGCACACGCAGGGUCAGCCUCUUAGCCCUUCCUCCCAGGUGGCCCAGGAGUUAAGCCCCGCCCAGCUGACACCUGUGACCCUGGCCCAGAGUCACGCCCUCCAGACGUCAUCCAAUCAGCAGGGCUCUGUGCAGCACGCCUACAUCCCCGGCAACUGGAACUACCGAGGAUACCCCUCCGAGAUCCAGAUGAUGGCGCUGCCUCAUACCCAGUACGUGAUCGCUGAGGCCAGCACUCCUGUCACAGGGGUCAACAGUGCUGGGGUGAAGACGACCCACUAUGUGAUUUCGGAGGACCAGUCUGAGUUGGAGUCUAAACAGGCCAGCGGCCCCCAGAGCUCGGCCCAGACCCACCUGGACGACCAGUCCUCGUCCCAGCAGCCCACCACCCAGUACAUCAUCACCACCACUACCAACGGCACUGGGGCCCCCGAACUGCACAUCACCAAACCUUGACCCCUAAUGACUGACCCAGGGACAGCUGUUUCUCCGCGGUGAGAUGGACUGGUCUAGGAUCGACCUGUACAUUAGUUCAAUUACUCUUUGGAGACAUAAGGACUGGUCACAGACCUGUCUGCAUGCAGCCCCCGACCCCAUAUAGACACUAACAAUGAACACACACACACACACACACAGUACACACACACACACACAGUACACACACACACACACACACACACACA
Messenger RNA from Salmo salar (Atlantic salmon), 3180 nucleotides. The record is from RefSeq and is a predicted model, not a curated record. NCBI's taxonomy places the organism in Eukaryota, Metazoa, Chordata, Actinopteri, Salmoniformes, Salmonidae.